This is a messenger RNA of Oncorhynchus masou masou (cherry salmon), 1873 nucleotides long. RefSeq lists its product as uncharacterized. The record is from RefSeq and is a predicted model, not a curated record. NCBI's taxonomy places the organism in Eukaryota, Metazoa, Chordata, Actinopteri, Salmoniformes, Salmonidae. The transcript is spliced from 4 exons. The coding region runs from base 96 to 1631 and encodes 511 amino acids.
GCAGUAGAUAUUCAAUUCCGCUUUUGAACUCUCGACUAGACAGAACUUCAUCGGAAUUUACAGAAUCCUUCUAACUUGUUGAAACUCGCCGAACAAUGACUCCCACCAAGACAAGCCAGGACGGCUCUCACCGUGACAGCUCAGUGGUUGCAUCUGUCUCAAAUAGCCCCCCAACACAGAUGCAUAUCAACAAAGGUUCCACCCUAACCCCCUCUGAUGGCUCAGGGGACUCGGCAGGGUGGUCAGCCACUGUGAAGACCCCAGCCUCCGGGACCACCAGAGCCACAGCCAGCCAGGCCAGGGGAGCAGGAGCAAAGACCACAGAUACACGUUACGCCAAAAAGAACAUCCCUACUGUCAGAUAUCAUCCAGAUAUCAUCCUAGAGAAGAACCCUGAGGCCCAUCAGCAUAGCCAUAGCCCUGUCAAGAGCAGCCAGGUCAGGGGUAAGCCUUUGGUCUCUCCCCCCAGGACCAACCAGGUUGGGGGGAGCUCCAUGGUCUCUCCCCCCAGGACCAACCAGGUUGGGGGGAGCUCUGUGGUCUCUCCCCCCAGGACCAACCAGGUUGGGGAGAGCUCCAUGGUCUCUCCCCCCAGGACCAACCAAGUUGGGGGGAGCUCCGUGGUCUCUCCCCCCAGGACCAACCAGGUUGGGGGGAGCUCCGUGGUCUCUCCCCCCAGGACCAACCAGGUUGGGGGGAGAUCCGUGGUCUCUCCCCCCAGGACCAACCAGGUUGGGGGGAGAUCCGUGGUCUCUCCCCCCAGGAUCAACCAGGUUGGGGGGAGCUCCAUGGUCUCUCCCCCCAGGACCAACCAGGUUGGGGGGAGCUCCGUGGUCUCUCCCCCCAGGCCCGAAGCCAUGCCUCUGGGGUUAGGUCAGAAGAUGGAGGGUGGAGUUGUGGAGGCGGUGGAGCUCCAGACCCGGGGCCAGAGAGAGAACCCCAGUUGGUUCGCCUGGCGUCGGAACCGCAUUACAGCGUCCAUCGCUCACAGCCUCGCCCACAGCCGCUUCGUCACUGGCCAGAGCCAGACCCCGCCUGCUUCCUAUCUGGCCGCCAUCACCGGUCGUGGCACCAACUUCAAAACCCGCGCCAUGAACUGGGGCAUUGAGCGGGAGGCCGAGGCCGUGCGGAGAUAUCAGAGCCUGAAGAGCAAGGCCCUGGGUCGGGCGGUGAGGGUGCAGGAGUGUGGCCUAUUCAUCGACCCCAAGCGCCCCUGGCUAGCAGGCAGCCCUGACGGCAUUGUAGAGGACCAGAUGACCGGCCAACGGCUGCUCUGCCUGGAGGUCAAGUGUCCCUACAAGCACCGUCUGAACACUGUAGCCCAUGCCUGUAGAGAGGACCCAGCCUUCUGCCUGACGAUACAGGACCUGGGCGUGGGACAGGUGAGGUACCAUCUGAAACCAGACCACACCUACUACACCCAGAUCCAGUGCCAGCUGGCGGUGACAGGGUUAACCCAGGCUGACCUAGUGGUGUUCACCCUGAAGGAAACAGCCAUCAUCCCUGUGACCUUUGAUCCUACGUUCUGGGACGACACGCUGGUCAAGCUGGAGAUGUUCUACACCGACGCUGUCCUGCCCUACGUCAGAGACAACGGACUGGACGUACCAGCCAUGAGGCCAGAGGAGUAGCUAGCACUUAACACACAGGGGGUGGCUAGCUGGUUCAGGAUGUCAGCUAUAGAAGUCCUGAGACAAACUGUAGUUUGUGGUGAAGGACUGGUCUGGGUAGGGUAGUUGGUAAAGGGCAAUUGAGGCUGCAUAGAUAAGUGGUGGAGGAACCUUCUGCUUUUGUCAGGUAGGCUUGGAGAUUUGAACCUAUCACUUUACUGUCGAAUAUUUGAAUGUAAAUAAACCAUGCCUGCCUGACGACA